Messenger RNA from Diaporthe batatas, 3455 nucleotides. RefSeq lists its product as uncharacterized. The record is from RefSeq and is a predicted model, not a curated record. Gene Ontology annotation, molecular function: phosphatidylinositol-4,5-bisphosphate 5-phosphatase activity. NCBI's taxonomy places the organism in Eukaryota, Fungi, Ascomycota, Sordariomycetes, Diaporthales, Diaporthaceae. The coding region runs from base 222 to 3350 and encodes 1042 amino acids. The transcript has a single exon. Gene Ontology annotation, biological process: phosphatidylinositol dephosphorylation.
CCUGACUCCUGACUGGACUGGCAGACUGGCAGACUGGCAGGGAGCCACGGCCCAGGUUAUAAUAAUCCCAAGACCGGGGGCUGUCGUGACCUCGCCCUUUUUGUGGCGCCCUCUUCGACCAUGCUCUGGCCUUGAGCUGGCUGUCUCCUCCUUCCUCACCUGGACUCACAGCAGGCAAAAAGGCAAAUCCCUGAAACGCCCUCCCUUCCCAGCCCGCCGACAUGCCAUCAUCAGCGGGCCACGGGCACUCCAUGUCCGAGGUCACCGACCCUGUGGAGCUGGUACUAUCGACUCCUCAGUCCUUGAGCCGCGCAGUCUAUGCGCGCCGUGCCGAGUACACCAGGCCCCGUCGCCUGAGGCUCAAGAUUGGCUCAUGGAACGUCGCCGCCUGCCCUGGUACCGAUAAAGACCUGGCAGCUUGGUUCGUCGACGGCAAAGGCCUUGACGGCAAUCUGGCCUCCCCUGGGCUUUUUCAGAACCCCGCCAUCAAAACACAAGACCCAGAAGCCGCCGGCUCCCCAUCACCAGCAUCUGCUCGCGUGGUGGGAGGCGACAAGAUCGACCUUUACAUCCUGGGUCUACAGGAGGUUGUCACUCUCAACCCGGUCACCCAGUAUGUCUACUCGGACACGAAUCCCACCGACAAGUGGCGGCUGGCCCUGGAAGCUGCCCUUCCCGAAGGCUACCAGUUCAUCGGCUCAGAGCAGAUGUCCGGGCUCCUCCUUCUGAUGUACGCCUCGCCUGACCUGACCCCUUGUAUUGGGCACAUCAGCACCAAGGCCGUCGGCACGGGCGUGGGCGGCUGGUUCGGAAACAAAGGCGCGACAGCAGCACGCAUUGUUCUCGGGGAGACCACGCGGAUGGUCUUUGUCAAUUCCCACUUGUCCAGCGGCAACGACCCCGCCACCGUCGAACGUCGCUGUUGGGAUGCUAGGACCAUCAUGGACAGAACCCGCUUCGACCCUGCCGUCAUCCCUGGAAGCGACGACGAGGACUACGAGGAUAGGAUCGGGAACGAGGACUUUACUUUCUGGUUCGGCGACCUGAACUUUAGGCUGGACGGUAUACCAGGUGACGACAUCCGCCGCCUGCUAACUCUCCACUCGAAAGGCGAGUAUGACGUGGCCAGGACCAAAUCUCAGGAUCUCGACGGGGAGGACGUGAUUGUUGUGGGGAGGACCUCCGACAGCAGCGAUGAACAGACAGACGAUGCCUCCGGGAGAACGCGUUCGACUGAGCAGAGCAGUGAUGAUGAGUCUCUGUCCCUGCCUGACCCAGACGACUUCGACCCAGACCCUCACGAGGACCCUGCAUCCCUGCAGGCCACUCUAGACUCUUUACUGCCACAUGACCAACUGCUGCGGGUCAGAAAAGAGCGCAAGCUGUUUCAUGACGGUUGGCGUGAGGGCCCAGUUACCUUUUUGCCAACAUACAAAUACGACGUGGGCACCGUGGGCUUGUUUGAUUCCAGUGAGAAGAAAAGAGCCCCCAGCUGGUGUGAUCGCAUCAUGUACCGGACCAAAAGAGACAGAGAAGAGUACGAAAGGAAGCUCACGGAAGAGGCGGAAGCUCGGAAAAGGGACGAAGAGAUGAAAUCUCGCGGCAUUGAUCAAGCCGGGGACGACGACGAGGUUCUUUUUGACUAUGACCCGGAAAGUGACGGAGAUACGACACCUGCUGGAAAGCCCGGUCUGGACUAUGACGAGUAUGAUGAGAACGGCGAGGAUACAGCCGCGGAUGCCGUUGCCGCAGACGCCUUGGACCGGAUCAAUUUGAACCUCUAUACCUCCCAUCAGCGAAUAACAUCCUCCGACCACAAGCCUCUUGUUGCUGUCUUUGAGCUCGAGGUCGAUGCAGUUGUCCCAGAACUCAAAGCUGACAUCUACGCUCAGGUGGCCCGUGAGCUGGACCGCGCUGAAAACGAAGGCCGGCCUUCCGUCACCAUCGUCAGGGAAGGGCAAGAGUCCGCCGACGACUUGGUCGAUUUCGGUCAAGUCAGUUUCAAACAGAGGCAAGCCGCCUACUUCACGAUCGCAAACACCGGCGGCGUUCCGGCGACGGUCAGCUUUGUCCAGAGGCCAAGUCCCGGCGGCGCACAAGGCAACGGGUCGGAGUCGGCUCACUGGCUGGCGACCUCGCUUGACCAAACACAGUCGGGAGACGACUGCCACGACGACAAUCCAAAGAACGUUGGACAGGAAGUGACACUAGAGCCAGGCGAAACGGUGAAUGCCACGCUUGGGGUGUAUAUCGACAAAGUGUCGCAGGCCAGGGCGCUGAACGAGGGCCGGGAGAAGCUUGAGGAGGUGGUUGUACUCCGGGUCGACCAAGGUCGAGACCACUUCUUGCCAGUCCGGGCCUCCUGGGCCCCAACCUGCAUCGGCAGGUCGAUUGACGAGCUCAUCAGGGUCCCCGAUGGCGGGAUCCGGGCAUUCGUCAAGUCCUUGCCUCGCGAGAAAGCGAGCGCAAACCCGGGCAUGAUUCCUCCCAGUCUCGACGUCCGCCGGUCCGCCCCGAAGGAGCUGUUCAAGCUGGUCGACGCAGUCGAGAUGCUAACCGAGCGGACGCUGGCGGAUGAGGAGAUGCUCGGAUCAUAUAGAGUGCCGAGGGACAGGCCAGGGUGGCCGUUUGAGGACUUUGUCGCACAGCCUCGUGCGGGCCUUGUCUCCACCGUCAUUGACGCCCUGGACACAGACCAGCCGAUCGCUGACGCAUUCCCUCCCGAGGCAGAUCCGUGUCAGCGGCUGGAAGCCGUGGCGAAAGCUCUCUUAUUGUUCCUAGAGGGCCUUACGGAUGGUAUCCUUAACACAUCCAUAUGGACCAAGAUCGAAGAUGCGCCCAUCCGAGCGCUUGGCCAGGGCCCGGCUGCAAAAAGCCUGUCUCAAGACAGCACAGAAGACGACAAGUCCACCAUCCUCGAUAUCCUAAUGACCACGCCCAACCACAACAUCUGUUUCGUGUUCUUGACAACCACUCUUGCUAAAGUCAUUGGUGAAGUGGCGCCGCUGAAGAAGAGCGAGUUAGAUGCCCUCAAGUCUGCUGGGUCUGGGCAUCAGGCAGGCGGCGCUGGAGGGGGUAUUGGAGCAAUUGGCGGGGCGAUAAGCCGCAGGUCCAUGAGCAUCCGGCGAAGUGUGACGGGAGGUGGUCCGUCUGUGGCAGCGGCAACACCAGUAGUGGAGGCUGUUGCGUCGUUGGAAAGACGGAAGGCCAGGGAGCAGAGAAUUGCACAUAUCUUUGGACCUCUGGUCUGUCGAACUGAAAUGCCAGCCAGAGACAAGGAGCGCAAGGUCUUGGAGGACAAACAGAAGACUGUUGUAGAGUUAUUCCUACGCAGGAGGGAGGGCCACUAGAAGCGUUGGCUGGAUGGUCUUUUGGACAUGUGGGCAAACAGGUACCUCGGUGAUGAGGUCGGUCCUGCAAGUAUAUACGAAUGAAUGCAAGUUGAUACCCCCUGA